CUCAGCGGGAGCCUCGGAGCGCUGCGGGAGGGUUCGUCCCGCUCCGCCGAGCUGCUGCGGGCGCUGCGGGCCGGGCUGGGCKCGGCGGCGCGGGAAGCGGAGCUCGGAGCCCGAGGGACGCACGAACCGGCGCUGAGGCUGCUGGCGCUGCAGCUGCGCCUGGACAACGUCUCCUCGGAGCUGGACGAGAACCAGGAGAACCUGCAGGAUCUCCGCUACCACCGCGCCCACGGGCGGAACCGCACGGCCGAGCGCUUCGCGGAGCUGGAGUCGCGGCUGGAAUCGCAGCAGCUGGAGCUGGCCACSAUCGCCACCAACGUGGUGGCCACCGACGGGCACGUGCUGGGCAUGCUGCGCUUCUUGGACGGCGUCCGCGCCUCCUGCUCCACGGGAGUCCGCGCCCACGCCCGGGAGCUGCUCCAGCUCGACAGAGCCCUCGGCGCGCUCCGUGAGGACGCGGAGGAGCUGCGGGAGCGCUCCGGGAUCCUCGGCGCCCGCCUGGAGUUCGACGUGCGCAACCUCUCGGCGCUGGCGGAGGAGAUGAGGGCGGUGGACGCACGGCACGGGGAGAUCCUCCGGAACGUCUCCGUGCUCCGAGGUCGGCGGAAACGGGGCGUUUUCCGGGAUCGGGGUGGGAUCGGGGGAUUCUGA
Molecule: messenger RNA, 651 nt
Organism: Malurus melanocephalus (red-backed fairy wren)
Lineage: Eukaryota; Metazoa; Chordata; Aves; Passeriformes; Maluridae
Product: scavenger receptor class A member 3-like
Exons: 1
Source: RefSeq, a predicted model, not a curated record